CUACGCCUCUGGUAUUAGUGGCUGUUAUUAUAAUUUUUUCCUUUGAUUUGCUGUUUUUUUUUUCUUUUAAUAUCUUUCAUCUUUACCGGAUUUAACAUAAUAUGGGAAAAUCUCAAUCUAAAUUAUCGCAAGAUCAACUUCAAGAAUUGGUUCGCUCCACGAGGUUUGAUAAGAAGGAGCUACAGCAAUGGUAUAAAGGAUUCUUCAAAGACUGUCCUUCUGGUCAUUUAAAUAAAGAAGAAUUCCAGAAAAUCUACAAGCAGUUUUUCCCUUUUGGUGAUCCCACAGCAUUUGCUGAAUACGUAUUUAAUGUCUUUGAUACCGAUAAAAAUGGAACGAUUGACUUUAAGGAAUUCAUAUGCGCUUUAAGUGUCACUUCUAGAGGUGCUCUGGAUGACAAGUUGGUAUGGGCAUUCCAACUAUAUGACCUGGACAACAAUGGACUCAUUUCAUAUAAUGAAAUGCUUCAAAUUGUUGAUGCCAUUUAUAAGAUGGUUGGUAGCAUGGUCAAGCUUCCUGAAGACGAAGAUACUCCUGAAAAGCGCGUUAAUAAGAUUUUCAGUAUGAUGGACAAAAACAAAGAUGGCCAAUUAACCUUGGACGAAUUUCGUGAAGGGUCGAAGAAAGAUCCUACCAUCGUUUCUGCUCUUUCCUUGUAUGAUGGUUUAGUCUAAACCCAACAAGGAUUACCUCGGAAUCGGUAUCUAUGCCAUUUAUGUUUUCAAAUGCAGAUUCAAAUUUCCUUUUUACAACCGACGUUACCAGUUUAGUCUAUUAUGCGCUUACAUACUUUUUCAUUGUUUGUUGAUAUUUCUGGAUUUUUUUUUCAGCACUAAGGCUUCAAAUUCAUGUCCGAAUUGCUUUAGUUUCAUCCUGCUCAUCAGCCACCAUUUUAACUUUGCUGACAUGGCAUGGACUGUAUUCCUCAGUUGCGAAAAACACUUUAUUGAGCCGACUCUCUUUUAAACAUUGAAUGUCGAAUCACGUUUCCAGUUUCUAUAAACAAAUGCAUUCUAACGAGGACGACUGUUCUUAUUGAAAUAUAUGCUUUUAUGACUUUGCUAGAGCUAUAAAGUAAAGAUUAGGGAUUCAUAAAUCUACUGAAUAUACUAAUCUUCAGUACUUUAUUGAUUAUAUAUCUCAUAUUUGUACUUUAAAAAGAAGAAAGGUAUUUUACCAAAAUCCAGUAACUUAACUAGGUAAGUAAGUAAGCAAGCCCAA
Messenger RNA from Schizosaccharomyces cryophilus OY26, 1221 nucleotides. RefSeq names its product neuronal calcium sensor Ncs1-like protein. The record is from RefSeq and is a predicted model, not a curated record. Bases 102 to 674 code for a protein of 190 amino acids. Lineage: Eukaryota; Fungi; Ascomycota; Schizosaccharomycetes; Schizosaccharomycetales; Schizosaccharomycetaceae. Gene Ontology annotation, cellular component: membrane; intracellular membrane-bounded organelle; cytosol. The transcript has 4 exons. Gene Ontology annotation, molecular function: calcium ion binding.